CACUAACCAGGCGGGUGCCACCCUGGAUCUAUAACUGUGAAUUCCCCACGGUGGAAAAUGGUAAACAAAGACAUGAAUGGAUUCCCAGUCAAGAAAUGCUCAGCCUUCCAAUUUUUUAAGAAGCGGGUACGAAGAUGGAUCAAGAGCCCAGUGGUCAGUGUGGACAAGCAUCAGAGUCCCAGACUGAAGUACACUGGCUCCUCGAUGGUGCACAUCCCUCCAGAAGAGCCAGACUUUGAGCCUCCCUUGUGUCAAACAUGCCUGGGUGAACAUGCUUUCCAAAGAGGGGUUCUCCCUCAGGAGAAGGAGUCGUGUUCGUGGGAAACCCAAUCUGGGUGUGAAGUAAGUUCACGUUCGCUCUGGAUCUAUUCUCCUGGAAAAAUUCUGGGCCUUUGUUUUUCUUGUAUUUCUGCCAUAGUAUACCCCAAAACUAAUUUUAAAUGCACAUUUACAAAGCUUCUGAGGAGGACCCAGAAUUGUGGUCUUUGUUAG
Molecule: messenger RNA, 492 nt
Organism: Piliocolobus tephrosceles (Ugandan red Colobus)
Lineage: Eukaryota; Metazoa; Chordata; Mammalia; Primates; Cercopithecidae
Exons: 2
Coding region: 58-492 (144 amino acids)
Source: RefSeq, a predicted model, not a curated record